AUGAACCCGGCGCGACUCCAACAUGUCACUCGCAUCCUUCGGCAGCUGCCACAGCGCAGCACUUUCCUACCACUCGCCCGGUACUCCAGCUCAAGGCGCAAUGCUUCAGGGCAGACGGCCUGUCCUAGCACCGAACUGCCCAAAGCAUUCGAAUUCAACAAGCCCCAAAGCCUAGACGACCUCGAGAAGGUGCAACUGUCGCCGCACUGGACGAAGAUCUUCGAAGAGCUCGAUAUUGGGACACCCGCCAACGACUACCGAAUCAUAUACAUUCCGCACAAUCUGAAGGCAAAAUCUCUGACUCGGUUCAGAAUAUCGAAGCGACACGUGAUGAGAGCCUUUGACACGGGCCACUUUACGGAGAACAAGUACGAGCACCCGAAGGCAGUUCUGAUGAGGUACUACUACGAGGAAGACAAGAAGAACAAACCUCUAUGGCUGUGGUUUUACGGCAUUUCGACCGACACGCCGGCCGUCGUAAGUAUGGCCAAGUAUCGAAUGAAGCUUGCGCUCCACGCUGCCCUCAAGAACCGUGGCUAUGACGUGCAGGGUCGGCUAAUAGACCCUGAAAGCGAGACGGGGAUAGGCACCGCUCUUCGUGGUGACCUGAAAGGGACGAUCGCCUGCGUCGCCAAAUCUCCGAGGGAUGUCGUCAAGAAGCUGCCGAAGAAGGAACUUCGCCUUGCGAUGGACGCCCUCGUAGACGCCUUCAUUCGCGUCCACGAGACAGAGCAGAUGAAGGUGAAAGAAAAAGGGCAGGCUCAAGGAGCACAUUUUUGGAGAAAUCGCGUCUAG
Messenger RNA from Colletotrichum graminicola M1.001, 795 nucleotides. RefSeq lists its product as uncharacterized. The transcript has a single exon. The record is from RefSeq and is a predicted model, not a curated record. Lineage: Eukaryota; Fungi; Ascomycota; Sordariomycetes; Glomerellales; Glomerellaceae. The coding region runs from base 1 to 795 and encodes 264 amino acids.